Messenger RNA from Priapulus caudatus, 2437 nucleotides. RefSeq names its product ADP-ribosylation factor 6. Gene Ontology annotation, biological process: vesicle-mediated transport; intracellular protein transport. Gene Ontology annotation, molecular function: GTP binding; GTPase activity. Lineage: Eukaryota; Metazoa; Priapulida; Priapulimorpha; Priapulimorphida; Priapulidae. Gene Ontology annotation, cellular component: cytoplasm. The record is from RefSeq and is a predicted model, not a curated record.
GAUGUUGGAGGGCAAGACAAAAUCCGCCCACUGUGGCGGCACUACUACACUGGAACGCAAGGCCUCAUAUUUGUUGUGGACUGUGCUGACCGAGAUAGAAUAGACGAAGCACGGCAAGAACUUCAUAGGAUAAUCAAUGAUAGAGAAAUGAGAGAUGCAAUUAUACUUAUAUUUGCGAAUAAACAAGAUUUACCAGAUGCGAUGAAACCUCAUGAAAUCCAAGAGAAACUUGGGCUUACACGUAUCCGAGAUCGCAACUGGUACGUUCAGCCUUCGUGCGCGACGACAGGAGAUGGUCUUUUCGAGGGGCUCACAUGGCUAACAUCUAACCACAAAUCAUGAGGUCCCUAGCAACUUAACAGAGACGUCGCCGUGUCCUCUACAUAAUUGCGAGCAACAGGGAGAGCCAGGUGGACAAGAGACGUUUUAUGUAGCGUUUUUGUUUGCGGCGUUGGUUGCGUUUGUAUUCGUGUACCGCAGCAUUCCAUCCCUACGUGUGUGUUACUGUAAUUCCAUUGCUUCUUGGCUGCCAUUAUCUCUUGGCCCCUGGUAACCUGGCCUAUCACACUAACUUUAAACACUUAGGAUGCAUCAUUGGCUGUAAUAGUUAAAAGAAAUAGCCCCAUGCAGUGAUGAUAUUCAAUUGUAUAUUUGAGUUAAUAUACUUGAGGCUGUAAGGAUCCUAUAUUUGAGAUAAAAAUGUCAUUUAGUUUCUAGAAAUUCAAAUUAUAAAUUGUACAGCAGAUGUGGUUAUUAUAAUUAUUAUUAUUAUUAUUAUUAUUAUGAUUAUUUUACGGGAGCAAUGUUCUCGACGUAAAGUAUCCUUUAGAUUUUAUUUGGCAAGAAUUUGUGGUUGUUGAAUUGGAGAUGCUUUUCUUCCCCAUCUCCACCACGUGUCUGACUGCUAAAAAAUCUCUAUAGCUUAAGCUUCUGCACUCGGUAAUGGGCUCUCAACUGUAAUGAUACAAGGCUAGUAGCAACGCCCAUAGCCAUGCUGGGCAGUCAAAGCAUGUUUAUCUUUCGUAGGUCAAUACUUUGCCUGCGAGUUUGAUAAUGAUGACUUAAGCAAACGUAUGAUUUUGUCGUUUCGUACAAACGUAAGGGCUCUUGCGUUUUGCUUAGUCGCCACCUGGUGGCAUAGAGGUAGAUCAGGAGGGUGUUAAAUGGCGAUUGCAUUCUCCUAAGAUGCGCAAUUUUGUAUUUUUGUUGCUGUACAUAUGCGCAAGAGGUGAGUCGACCGCUUGUCAGUGUUAGGAGACGACGUUACAUAGGGAAGGUGAAAACAGUAGCUCGAUUUUAUAACUAAAGCAUAAGAGAUCGUCUCUCUCGAACGGCCACGAGGUGACAUGGGAGGCAGCCGACAAGAUAUGAAUGGAAACUCAACGUAGAUGAGUCGUGUAUAGUCAGGAAUACUAACAUACGAUAAGUUCAUAUCUUGUGUGUGUACGUAUGGAAGUUGCUUUACGCUGCCUUACCCAUGUGAGUGAUGCCAGCCAGCCCUACACUGUGUUGGAAUUUUCUGCAUCUUGUAUCCGUAACGAUAUAGUUGAUGCAUCAUGGCCACUAUAUCUCUACGUGUAUAUACAAUAAUUUGAUCAGAUUAAUUUUUUAGCUUGUUGCAUUCAUUUGUGAUCUGAGGUGUACUACUGCUGCUGCCCGAGAGAGCAGUAAAGUCAUCAAAGUCAUCAGUUGAUACUAAACAUGUCUGCAUUUAUUGUGUUAUGUUAGACAGUUUUGCUGAUUUUCAGCACUGGGUGAUUAUUUUGUCGGUCGUUUGUCUCACCGAAACUCAGACUAGCCCUUGCCACAAGCUGCAGAAUUUUCAGCAAAUCUGAUGAUAUCCAAUAGCUCAAGAUAAUGCUCACUAAACUGGCAAGCUCCUGCACUUGCCAUACCAGACAAUGAAUAAGACGACCUGCUAAACUGCAGUGCCGGUAAAUGUCUCUUUGACAUAUAUAAUACUGCUGCUUACAGUUUGAAGCUGUUGUUGUUUAUUAUAAAAAUGCUUAGAUCCUGCACACGUGAUACCAUGGUAAAAGCGAUAUUAUUUGCCUGCCAUGAAAACGUUAUGGGGCACAUUCUCUAAUUGAUUUAUUGUAGAUCGCCGGUUCGGGUGAGGUCAAUAGUGUGCAGUCAGUGCUGCUCAACUUUGCAUGCUCGGGUAUUACCAUUUGCUACUGGUAAUAACCAACACCCAUUAUGCUCUCAUAUCAGUUAAACGUUAUUUUUAAUCUCGUCAUGCAGCAUGUAGGUAGUCUCAAUUUUAACUGCAUUAUGAACGUGGUCAGGUUGUUUGCUGGCUAACGUUGCCCUCGUUAUAUCCAUUUGUCAAUAGACACACAUAUGGACAACUUGUGACUAGCUUUGAAGAGUCCCCCACCUUAAUGUAACAUCUCAAAAGUAAUGAUUUCUAAUAAAAUGGUUAUAAAAACCCCUA